Scylla paramamosain (green mud crab) is the source of this 6008-nucleotide messenger RNA. RefSeq names its product solute carrier organic anion transporter family member 74D-like. The coding region runs from base 285 to 2828 and encodes 847 amino acids. The transcript is spliced from 15 exons. Gene Ontology annotation, biological process: transmembrane transport; sodium-independent organic anion transport. Gene Ontology annotation, cellular component: plasma membrane. The record is from RefSeq and is a predicted model, not a curated record. NCBI's taxonomy places the organism in Eukaryota, Metazoa, Arthropoda, Malacostraca, Decapoda, Portunidae. Gene Ontology annotation, molecular function: protein binding.
CUGUUUGUAGUUUUAGUAUUGUAAAGACUGUGUCUCAUUAGCAUGAAUUGCUACUUUGUGCUAUGAUGGCAACAAAGUGGCUACCAUUGUUGACAAGGGGAGUCUGUUCAUGCUCCCGCCCACUCCAAUACUGAACACAGCUCGUGCAACACACACCCGCCCUUCACGAGAUCCUGCAUCAUCAACAAGUAUUCGCCAUCUUCGCACACGCCGUAUACGUACUCAUGCGCGUUAAUGCGGUACUUGUCGCCACCUCUCUCUUCCUGGAAAGUGUUUAAACAGCGAUGGGCAAGAGGUUGAAGCGCCUGGUGGAGGUGGUGAACAAGCCGCACCUCUUCGGCGUGUUGAGGCAGCAGGAGGAGGACGAGGAGGACUGGAAGCCGUCGAAGGAGGCGGUGAAGGAGGCGAGGGGGCUAAUCUUCACGGAGGAGGACUACGCCGAGACCAGAUGUGGUUUUGGCUCCUUCUCGCCCCCUUGGCUGCAGGUACUGGCGCGGAAGGAGGUGUACCUGGCGGUGUACUGCAUGGUGGGGCUGGUGCAGGGAAUGUUCUUCUCCUACAUGGUGUCUGUCAUCUCCACACUAGAGAAACGAUUCAAACUGACCAGCAAGCAGACAGGUACCAUCCUCUGCGGCAAUGACAUAUCGCAGGUGAUCUUGGCAAUGGUCCUCGGUUACUAUGGGAACUAUGGGAACCGUCCCCGCUGGGUGGGCGUGGGGGUCCUCUGCGCCGCCAUCAGCUGUUUCCUUGCCGCGCUGCCCCAUCUGCUGUACGGGCCUGGCCAGGACGCCCUCGACCUGGUGGCGGCCAUGAACGCUCACAGGGACAACACGCUGGACAAUACUACUGUCAGGGUGAAAAAGAUGGAGGUGUGUCACAGUUACUCGGGGGACGCUUGUGACGAAGGCCAGGACGGGAUUCUGGGCGGCCUUGCGCAGAGUGGCAGUAACACAGCAUACAUUGGACCCAUCAUCCUCUUCUUCGUGUCACAGUUUUUCGUGGGCAUCUCCAUCAGCCUCUUCUACAGCAUCGGCCUCACCUACCUGGACGACAAUGUCAACAAAAAAACCUACCCUCUGUAUUACUCCAUGAGCCUGCUGCUGAGGAUCCUUGGCCCCGUGCUUGGUUACCUAGUAGGGGGACGCUGCCUCUCCAUGUGGAUCGACCCCACCCAGAACCCCAACUUGAGCCUCCGUGACCCUCGCUGGCUGGGAGCGUGGUGGCUGGGCUUCGUGUUCUUGGGGUGCGGCCUGACGUGUGUGGGUUCCCUGCUGUUCUUGUUCCCCCGCCGCCUGCCGGGAACGCUCACGAGGGAGGCGAAGAGGGUGGCGCGCCAGGCAGAGAAGGAGAAGGCGCAGGAGGCGGCUGCUGUUGAAGGAGGCAUGGGAGGAGGAGGAGGAGGAGGAACACGAGGCCUGGAGUACUUCGCCUCUCUGGCCAGAGUCAAGAAGCAGGAGGAAGAGAAACCUACUCUGAGCAACCUGCGUGUCGCCCUGGGUCGCCUCUUCAGGAACAAGCUGUGGCUGGGGAACCUCUUCAACACGGUGGUGGUGGUGUUCGCCUACUCCGGAUACUGGAAUUUCAAGCCAAAGUACCUGGAGAACCAAUUCAGGAGGAGCGCAGCAGAGGCCACCUACUACACGGGUGUGGUAAGUCUGGCUUCCGUGCUGAUGGGCACCGUGAUGGGCGGCAUCAUCAUGCGGUGGGUGCGACCACGUCCUCACUUCGUGGCGGCCUACAACGUGUUCAUCACCCUGUUCGUGAGUGCGGGAUUCGUGGGGCUCAUGUUCCUCGGCUGCCCCAAGCUGAAUGUCGUCGGCCCCGUGGAGGGGUCCCCGGUGCCGCCCUGCUCCCUGGACUGCGGCUGCUCUGACAGGUUCUCGCCAAUGUGCUCUGAAGACAACGUGACACUCUUCUACUCCGCCUGCUACGCCGCUUGCUCCUCCGUGGACACCUUCGCUAACCCCGUGGUCUUCAGUGGAUGUGGCUGCAUCGACAACUCCACCUUUACUUCCACCUCCACCUCCACCAUAUCAUCUACCUUGGCCUCCUACGCCUCCUCCACCUGGCCUUCCUCACUCCCAGCCUUCCCCGUGCAGGGCGAAAUGUUUGCGAGGGAGGGCGGCGGGGACGGCUUCGGGGUGAGCGGGUACUGUCCUGAGCAAUGCGAGAGGCCUUUCUAUUACUACCUCAUCACGCAGAUCAUCAUUAAGACAGUCUCCUCCACGGGCAGAGUCGGCAGUAGCGUCUUGUUGAUUCGGUCAGUGGCGGACAAGGACAAGGGCCUGGCGCUGGGCACCCUCACGGUCUUCAUGAGCCUCUUCGCCUUCAUCCCCGCGCCCAUCACCAUUGGGGCCAUCAUAGACUCGUCCUGCCUGGUCUGGGAUACCUCGUGCGGCAGGACUGGAAACUGUUGGCUCUACGACAGCGAUAAGUUUCGCAUUAUUAUACAUCUGGUGCCCGCGUUGGUGGUCCUGCUGUCAGUACUGGGGGACCUGGUGGUGUUGUGGUACAGCCGCAAAAUGGACCUGUACGGGGAGAGGGACAACCUGGAGUUGGACGUCACGCCGCCCACCACGCCCGCCACGCCCCUCACGCCGGACACGCCCUCAGCACCCCUGCUCGACUCCCCACCUCAGCGAGCACCGCCACUCCCUGACAACCUCAACCACAACUCUCACUUACACGCCCUCCCACACUCACGCCCACGUUCACGCGCGCACUCACUCACGCACUCGCUCACGCAUUCCCGCAUGCACUCCCGCAACCCGUCCCAGGAGUCCUUGCCGCUGUGCCCUCCUCCCGAGUACCAUUACGUGGACAGUUGAGUGGUUCGUAAGUAAGCGAUUCGAUCCUGCAUAUGUGGUGGUGUAUGUGACCUGAUCCUCUUACUGUAGUCUUUUGUGCGAUUUGAUCCUCACCUCUACUUUUUUUUUUUUCUUUGGUUUGCUGUAUAUUUCUGCUGCUUCCUCCCCUCUUCCCAUUUUUUUAUGUUCAAGUAAUAUAUAUAUAUAUAUAUAUAUAUAUAUAUAUAUAUAUAUAUAUAUAUAUAUAUAUAUAUAUAUAUAUAUAUAUAUAUAUAUAUAUAUAUAUAUAUAUAUAUAUAUAUAUAUAUAUAUAUUUUUUUUUAGCUUUUGUUUGUGUGGGUUUCUUUUUUAAGAUUUUUCCUUUCCUCAUCCUCUUUUUAUUUGUUUAUUUUUUUAAUGUCUAAUGCGAAUCUGUUUAUUUCAUGUAUGAGAGAGAGAGAGAGAGAGAGAGAGAGAGAGAGAGAGAGAGAGAGAGAGAGAGAGAGAGAGAGAGAGAGAGCGCUCGUGUGUGUGUGUGUGUGUGAGCGGCUGUGGUGGGACAAGUGAGAGGCAGAUGGAAGUGAGAGAGGGAGUGAGAGGGUGAGGGAGGGAGGGAGAGGAAGGCCGGGCGGUGAUGCGGGUGUGGUAUAAAUGCAAGCUUGAGGCGCUGACUGCUGCGGGGAGGAAGACGAAGAGUGGAAGGAGAGGAAAUUGUGGGGAAGUGUUGGUGGAGACUUUGAGAAAAGGUGACGUGAUGCGCAGUGUGUUGUAAUGAAAAUAAGGAUGAAAACUAAAAUAAUGAUGGUAAUGAUGAUGAUGACAAUGAAGUGACGUGCAGUGUGUUGCCUUGAUAGUAAUGAUGGUAAUCAAAUGUGCGUACGUAUAGAAUCGAAACAUAGUUGUAUGUUAAGUGAUGGAAGAAAUAUUGAUAGUGUCACUAAUAUUGGCGUUAGAAGAAUAAGAAAAGAAAAGAAAAUUUGCCCUCACUGAAUUAUCAGAAAGUAAGAAGAGAAAAAGAAAGUACCGUAAAAAUAAGUAAUUGUUCUGACUAGUGUGUUUUCAGAAAGUGUUAAUUAAACUGCUCGUAAAGAAAAAAAAAAAAAGAAAAAAGAAAGAUAAAAUUGAAUUCGUAUUUCAAAGAAGAAAAAAUAAAUAAAUAAAUAAACACUCAAUUAACGCUGUAGUAUUUUGUUAAGCGCACAUUUUAGUGAUUCAGUAGUCAGUGUUGUAAAAGACCUGCUCCCCAAGUAGUUCGAGGUAGUUUGGGAAAAGAAAAGAAAAGAAAAGAAAGUAAAAAUAGAAAGUAGGAGAUCAGUGUUUCAGAUGAUGGUUCAUGAUUGCAGGCAGUGCGUGUUUCGAAAUGUUUUGCAAAGGUCCACUCCAUUCUGGUGUGGGAGCGAGCAAGGCGGGGUGAUUGGCCGGGGUUUGGGUGUCUCCGUGUUUCAUGAUGUUCUUGAUCGUAGGACUUGUCUGAACGAGGGAGUGAGUAUGUGUAAUAUUCUAUGUAUACUAGUAACACACACACACACACACACACACACACACGCUUUAACACAUCAGUGAAAUGUAAAUAUAGAUGUGAUGUGUAAGGCGUAAUAGAUCUGAGAGAGAGAGAGAGAGAGAGAGAGAGAGAGAGAGAGAGAGAGAGAGAGAGAAGUAUCCCCUAUCAUUCAACUCAACUUUGUCAUAAUAGAAAACGUAAGCACUGGAUUCACUGCUUCACAAGGCUCAUUCUAUCUCGUGAGUCCUGCGCUGCAUCAAGGAGAGGCUCGGAGCUUCAGGGGUUCGAAGUGAGAGGUUCGUACCAGUGUUACGUGAGAAUAAUAGUUUAAACCGAUUCACUUUUAAACAUAUCUCCUCCAUAAUCACUUACAAUUUAUCUCAAACACUUAUUUAUUGUACUACAGUCUCCUAAGUAAUUCUGUAGCUUAGAAAAGACAUAAUUAACAUUCUAUUUUGCUAUAUUUGUCUGUGUGUCCGUAUAUUGCUAUGGGUGGUAAAAAAAGACUGCCAGUAAACAGGUUUGAUAGAAGUGAUGAGGACAAAGAGCACAAUGUGGGGAAGAUUGUUAUAAUACAGCCAUUAAAGAAAAGAGGAAAGGAAAGAAAAAGGAAUUGGAUUGAUACCACUACCAACAUCGUUUCUUUUUGUUUUGUUUUCUUUAUUUUCUUGAGGUGCCAAAAAGAGAGAAAAAAAAAUUUCUCUCGCCACCAAACAUUUUUUCUUUCUUUUUAUUGUCUUUGUUUUCUUGAAGUGUUAUAAAGAAAAAAAAGUACUUUAUGAAUUCUUCUCGUGUGUAAAGAAAAGAUUCGUCUCGCAAGAUUUUAUGAAUGAAAAAAUAUUAAUAAGGUUUAAGCCGCCACCACCAAACCCAUUCUUUGUUGUCUCUGCUUUCUCGACGUAAAAAUACCGAUGCGAACGUACUUUUCGUGCGUAAGAAGAGAUUCUGAUUCGCAAGGUAAUGAAAGAAAGUGAGAAAAAUGAUGUAAGAGCCAACUCUACAUUAUGCAAGAGCCAACUCUACAUUCUUUUUGUAUUUUAUUCUAUCUUUUUUUUUGGGGGGGAGGUUGGAAAAAAGAGUGGAAUAUUAAUGUACAAAGCAGGUGUGUUUCAUCGGAUACUACAAGAAAACAGAGAAAAUUAAUGAAAAUAAACGAUUAUGUAAGAUUUAUGCCUCACAGCCAAAUCCCAACAUUGUGAGAUAAAAAAAAAGUAUAUAUAUAAACUUUUCGUAAAGUACAAAAGAGAUUAGCUUCACGAGAAAUAAAAGGAAAAAAAAUGAAAAAUGGUUUUACAAUAUUCAAGCUGCCAAAGUUAAAUAUUCUCGAAUAAGUGUUGUUUUUGUCUGGAAAAAAAUAUAUAUAUGCAAACUUUUCCUUUUAUACGUGUAAAAUAAAGAAAUUAGUUUCGUAAAAUAAUGAAUGAAAAAGAAAAAAAAAGACAAAAGUAUCCCUGUUGAAUUAUAUAUUUUGAAAGUGUACGAUAGUCAUUUGUUCCCAUAUGAAUAUUAUACAUUCCAUUUCUAUUAUUAUUAUUAUUAUUAUUAUUAUUAUUAUUAUUAUUAUUAUUAUUAUUAUUUAAGUGUUCAUCGCUGUCAAAAAUUAUGGUUCACUCCUCUGCUUUACCUUUAAGAAUUCUCAUUAUUAAUCUAUCGCUCAUCCUAAGGUGAAGUGAAUCUAGGCCUUUAUAGUUAAUUAAUAAUAAACCUUUCUUCUUCUUCUU